AAAGCCUGGGCACUUGCUGUGUGUCAGUAAACGUUUCCUCUCCUUCUUGCAUCCCUUGGUCGCCGCUCGCCAUUUGUCUUCACCAGUCAUUACUCUGUUUCCACACUCUGUUGUAAUCUAUUCAUAUAUCAUUUAAUCAUAAUGUUGCGCCGAUUCUCCAGCACCUUUAAGAAGGGGAAGGGGGAGCGCGAAUCGAAGCCAAACGGGACUCAGUCCAGCGGAACGAAGCGUCAAUCCAAGGUAUCACCUUCGCCGCAAUCCUCGUCGGAUGAAAGUCACAGUGAGCCCCGUUACGAGAAGCAAGUGAAGCACGACGACGGCUUGUCUGCCUUCGAACGAUAUGCCCAGGUUUUGCACGCAUCGCGGCGCCCUCUGCCGAACCAGAACGGCGAUGGAACCUACGUCGAACACGAGCACUCAGGCGGCCUGCUCUCGGAUUUGAGGUCUCUUGGGAUUAAGGAUGCCGGAACGUUGAAGGACCUCAUCAAGAACAAGGCCAAGGGCGAAUACGUCGACGAUAAGACCAUGCUUAUGGAGCGCAUUAUCCAGCUGGUCAGCGCUCUUCCUGGCGACUCCAAGAAUCGGGUUGAUCUCACAAAUGCCUUUUUGGACGAGCUCUGGGGUUCCUUGCCUCACCCUCCUCUCUCAUACAUGGGGAGUGAGUAUGCGUACCGCUCCGCCGACGGCUCCAACAACAACCCGACCCUUCCGUGGUUGGGCGCUGCCAACACCCCUUAUGCCCGCUCCAUUGCUCCCCUGACAAUCCAACCCGGUGGACUUCCCGAUGCUGGUCUCGUGUUUGACUGUUUGUUUGCGCGCGAGAAGUUCACUCCCCAUCCGAACAAAGUAUCGAGUCUUUUCUUCGAUUGGGCCUCGUUGAUUAUCCACGAUAUCUUCCAAACGGACUAUAGGCAGCCCCACCUCAACAAAACCUCCGCCUACCUCGAUCUCUCGAUUCUCUACGGCGACACUCAGGAUGACCAGAACCUGGUCCGUACCUUCAAAGAUGGAAAGUUGAAGCCGGAUACCUUCUCGGAGCAACGUCUGCAAGCAUUCCCCGCAGCCUGCAGCGUCCUGAUGGUCAUGCUGAGCAGAUUCCACAACUACGUUGUUGAAGAGUUGGCAGCUAUUAAUGAGAAUGGUCGCUUCACGAAGCCCCGUGACAGCCUCCCAGCAGAACAGGCCCAAAAGGCGUGGGCCAAGUACGAUGAGGAUCUUUUCCAGACUGGUCGACUCGUCACUUGCGGUCUGUUCAUCAACAUAACCCUGUACGAUUACCUCCGUACGAUAGUCAACUUGAACCGCAGUAACAGCACGUGGUGCCUGGAUCCCAGAGCCCAGAUGGAGGGCAGCAAAACCACUCCUUCUGGUUUAGGAAACCAGUGCUCCAUUGAGUUCAACUUGGCCUAUCGCUGGCACUCUGCGAUCAGCGCCGGUGAUGAGAAGUGGACGGAACAGGUCUACGAAGAGCUUAUGGGCAAGCCCGCUGCAGAGGUCACCCUUCCUGAGCUUCUCCAAGGCCUUCACAAGUACGAACAGACUAUCCCGAAAGACCCCAGCCAGCGUACCUUUGCCGGAUUGAAGCGUCAGGAGGAUGGAACUUUCAAGGACGAAGAGCUUGUUCAUAUCCUCAAAACAGCCAUCGAGGACGUUGCGAGCUCCUUCGGUGCCCGGAAUGUUCCCAAGGUCCUGAAGUCCGUCGAGAUCUUGGGUAUCGAGCAGGGUCGUAAGUGGAACGUCGGAUCCCUGAAUGAGUUCCGCAAAUUCUUCAACUUGAAGCCUUAUGAGACAUUCGAGGAGAUCAACUCCGACCCUGAGGUUGCUGAUGCUCUGCGUCACCUGUACGAGCACCCUGACUACGUCGAGCUCUACCCCGGUAUCGUUUCCGAAGAGGCCAAGGAGCCGAUGAUCCCUGGAGUCGGCAUCGCUCCUACUUACACUAUUUCUCGUGCGGUGUUGUCUGAUGCCGUGGCUCUGGUCCGUGGUGAUAGAUAUUACACUAUUGACUACAACCCUCGUAACCUCACCAACUGGGGUUACAACGAGGUCCGCUACGACCUCAACAUCAAUCAGGGAUGUGUCUUCUACAAGCUUGCGACGCGAGUCUUCCCCAAUUGGUUCAAGGGUGAUUCUAUCUACGCACAUUACCCCAUGACGAUUCCGUCCGAGAAUCGGAACAUCAUGAAGAAUUUGGGUCGUGAGGCUGAUUACUCUUACGACCCACCCCGUUACACCGAGCCCACACCUGCUCUGCUGACCUAUGACAAUGUCAAGUUGGCCUUGGACUCCGGAAAGGACUUCCGGCUGAUCUGGGGUGGUUUGACCUCCAUUCACGCCGGCAAGGGAGGCACCAACUUCUGGAGCAAGUCUCUCAACAAUGAUCAGUGGCGCACAAAUAUCAAAUACUUCUAUGAAGAUGCCACACUGAAGUUGAUUGGAGAGAAAUCAUGCAACCUCGCCGGCAGGAGGCAGGUGGACAUUGCUCGAGAUGUUGGAAACCUCGCUCCUGUGCAUUUCGUGUCGAAGCUGUUCUCUCUGCCUCUGAAGACGAACAGUCACCCCCGUGGCGUCUACUCUGAACACGAGCUUUUCAUGAUUAUGGCGGUGCUCUAUAGCUCCAUCUUCUUCGAUGUGGAUCUGAUGAAAUCAUUCCCUCUUCACCGGGCUGCCCAGGCUGUCUCCCAGGAGCUGGGCCGACUCGUCGAAGGACAUGUCAAGUCGAUCAACUCCCCCGGUUUCCUUUCGGGUAUCAUUGACAGCUUCCGUGAUGAUCACAAUGCACUGAAGGAGUAUGGCGACCAACUCAUCAAGCGGCUUCUCGAGAGUGGCCACGGAGUUUCUGAGGUCACUUGUGGACAGAUCUUACCGGCAGCUGUAGAGAUCGUGCACUCCCAAGCUCAGAUGUUCACUCAAAUUAUCCACUUCUAUCUGACGGAGGGCAAGGGCCACCUUGCUGCGAUCAACCAGCUAGCCAAGCAGGACUCUCUGGAUGCUAACAACGAGCUGACACGUUACUGCCUGGAGGCGAUGCGCUUGAACGGCAAUUUGGGCACCUACCGCGAGGCCCAGACCAACAUCACCCUAACCGAUGACAAUGGUCCGAUCAGCCUCAAGCAGGGCGACAAGGUAUUUGUGGGCUCUCGGGGUGCCAACCGAGACCCGAUUGCCUUCCCCUCUCCUGACGAGGUCCGCCUCGACCGCCCCAUCGACUCCUACCUUGACUUCGGCACAGGUCCCCAAAGCGGAUUGGGCAAGGAAGCCAAUCUGAUUGCGGUGACCGCCAUGGUGCGCAUGGUUGCCCGGUUGGACAACCUCCGGCCUGCGCCUGGUGGCCAGGGAGUGUUGAAGAAGAUCCCACAGAAGGGCGGCUACUCGAUGUACCUUCGGGAGGACCAUGGCGCCUACUCGCCAUUCCCGACCACCUACAAAGUCCACUUUGACGGCGAGGUCCCUGCUCCUAAGCGGCAGGUCACCUCGGUUUAGUGAAACGGGUUGAUACCUUUGAUUCAGGUUUGGACAUUUCGUGCUUGAGAUAUCCUUUGGUUUCUUCGCAAAUUGUUUGUUUUAAAAGUAGUACUAAUAAGUCAAUGUCAAUCCACACUCAGUUCAAUUAC
Messenger RNA from Aspergillus saccharolyticus JOP 1030-1, 3614 nucleotides. RefSeq names its product peroxidase/cytochrome P450 family protein. The record is from RefSeq and is a predicted model, not a curated record. Gene Ontology annotation, molecular function: oxidoreductase activity, acting on paired donors, with incorporation or reduction of molecular oxygen; peroxidase activity; heme binding. NCBI's taxonomy places the organism in Eukaryota, Fungi, Ascomycota, Eurotiomycetes, Eurotiales, Aspergillaceae. The transcript has 13 exons. Gene Ontology annotation, biological process: response to oxidative stress. Bases 142 to 3483 code for a protein of 1113 amino acids.